Molecule: messenger RNA, 2115 nt
Organism: Zophobas morio
Lineage: Eukaryota; Metazoa; Arthropoda; Insecta; Coleoptera; Tenebrionidae
Product: heat shock 70 kDa protein-like
Exons: 3
Coding region: 58-1992 (644 amino acids)
Cellular component (GO): nucleus; cytoplasm; cytosol
Molecular function (GO): ATP binding; ATP-dependent protein folding chaperone
Source: RefSeq, a predicted model, not a curated record
GUAAGUUUUUAUCUUUAUCAUGAGUUAGUACUGAACAGGGUCUAGACACUGGGAAGAAUGGAAGAUUUAGUAAUUGGUAUUGACCUGGGUACGACAAAUAGUUGUGUUUCGGUAUACCUUAAUAAUCAAGCCAAGGUAUUAGAAAAUGAUUCUGGAGACCGUCUUACGCCAUCUUUUGUGUUUUUUUGUGAUUCGGAUACGGUAGUAGUAGGAGAACAUGCUAAGGGACUGGCGGUAAACACACCUAAAAAUGGAAUAUUUGCUCUAAAACGACUGAUCGCUAAAAAAUAUGGCGAAGCGCGCAUCCAACACAAACUAAGUUGUCUUCCUUUCCAAAUGGAAUCCAGUAGUUCCAAUGACCCUGUAAUUGUACUAAAAUCACAAAACAGAAUUUUGAAGAAGACUCCAGAAGAACUAUGUUCCAUUAUCCUUGGAAAACUAAAAAAAAAUGUUGAGGACAAAUUUGGAGAGGAAGUGAAUAAAGUGGUGAUUACAGUUCCUGCAUACUUUAAUGUUACACAAAGGGAAGCCACAUUGGCAGCUGCUAAAAUUGCUGGCUUUUCUGUGUUAAAGUUGCUCAACGAACCAACAGCUGCUGCUUUGAUUUACUACCACGAAAACAAAUGUACCGAAACGAAUUAUUCAUUGGUGUACGAUUUGGGAGGAGGAACAUUUGAUGUUGCAAUUUUAAAGAAAAGUGGGCACAAUAUUGAAACUAUUUCUGUAAAUGGAGACACAAACUUGGGUGGACAAGAUUUUGAUAAUUUGCUUGUGGAUUACGUAUCAGAAAAAUUGAAAAUCCUGUAUAAUUUUAAUCCAAAAAAAAGAGAAGAAGAUUUAUUUAUAUUACGUGAGAAAUGUGUAGCUGCGAAAAAAACUUUAUCAUUUGUGGAGCAGACCACAAUCACUCUCAAUGGUUUCGUCGAAAAUCAUCGAAAAGUUGAUAUACCUUUGAAGCGAGAAGAAUUCGAAACCAUUGCUAAUGAUCUGUUCAAAAGAACAAUACGAAUAGUUGAUAAUUGUGUAAAAGCUUCUGAAAUUUCAAAAGAUGCAAUAGAUGAAGUAAUUCUGUCAGGUGGAUCUACUCGCAUACCAAAAAUUCAGAAUAUGCUUUCCGAUUAUUUUGAAGGAAAAAAACUAAACAAAUUUGUGAAUCCUGACGAAUGUGUAGCGGAAGGAGCAGCUAUUCAGGCGGCCAUGUUAUCUAAAAACUCAAAGCAAAAGAUCACCAAAAUUCGACUGAUUGAUGUGAUUCCAUUAUCAAUUGGGAUUGACAACGCGGUUGACCAAAUGGUUUUUUUGAUAAAAAGAAAUACAUCGAGACCAGCUUUCGGCACAUCCACUUUCAUUACUGGUGAAAAUAAUCAGGCAAGUGCGUUGAUUAGCGUAUAUGAAGGUGAACGUGCAAAUGUAAACAAUAAUCGACUUUUGGGUAAAUUAACUUUAAGCGACUUAACACCAGCUCCUCCAGGUCAAUGCAGAGUAAAUAUAUCCAUGAAGGUUGACGAGAAUGGAAUUUUAACAAUCAGUGCACAAGAAGAAAGGCAACACGGCGAAAAUAGUAUAGAAAUUAAAAUAAAUUAUGACAGGGAUAUCAGAACCGAGGAUGAGAUUAGAAACACAUUGACUGAUGCAGAAGAAUGCAAGAAAGAAGACGAACGCUUUAUAAGAUUUGCCAAAAAAAAAAGUUAUUUGAUCAAUUACUGUCAAAAGUGUUUGUACAAUUUCGAUGCUAAAAAUAUUACCGAGAAAUACAGAAGUAUCUACGAAGCAUGCAAAGAAACUAAGAAAAAGGCGGAAUUACUUAACCUUCAAGAAGAAGACAUCGUCGAAGAGCUAAUAACAAAUAUCAGAUUGCAGUGCGAACAAAUAGUUAAAGAGCAUAAUUUUGAAUUUAUGCCUUACUUUAUGGAUUUGGCGAACUUUUUGGACGCUCUUCUUCGUAAUUUUAUGCUCUAUACUGCGGAAAAAUUUGAAAAUGUCAAUGAUUAAAUCAUAAAUGGGAACUCAUUUAACUGCCUGACACUCUUAACGUUUAAAGUUGAGUCUUCACUAUCCCAUAGUAUAAUAGUUAAUGUGUUUUAUAUGUAAAUAAUAAAGUAAUGUCUAGAGCAA